CUUGUUUUGGUUCGGCAAAGUGAGAUGUCGGGUCAUCAUCAUCAGUGCACCGAGAACCCACCUAACCUGAAUCCAGAUAGCGGGUCGGGUCAUGUCGAGAAACUUGGAAACCUCGACACUUAUGUCUCUGGUUCUUCUACUCAUUCAAAGCUUGCUGUUCUUCUCGUCUCUCAUGUCUUCGGAUAUGAAACUCCAAACCUGAGGAAACUUGCUGACAAGGUUGCUGAAGCUGGAUUCUUUGCCGUGGUUCCUGAUUUCUUCCAUGGUGAUCCUUAUAAUCCUGAGAAAACUUUAAUCUCAGCAAAAGUUGCUGUUGAAUUGGCAAAGCAGAACCUUGUUGAGGCUACUGUUUUAUUACAUCCUUCUCGUGUUACGGUCGAUGAUAUUAAGGGGGUCAACAUUCCAAUUGCUGUAUUAGGAGCUGAAUUGGAUCAAGUAUCUCCUCCAGAUCUUGUAAGGAAAUUCGAAGAUGUUCUAGCUUCAAAACCUGAGGUGAAGAGUUUUGUGAAGAUAUUCCCAAGUGUCAAACACGGUUGGACUGUUAGGUACAAUGAAAAUGAUCCAUCAGAAGUUGAAGCUGCAGAGGAAGCUCACAAAGACAUGCUCGCUUGGCUCACCGACUAUAUCAAGUGAGAGAACUUAGAACGGUCUUAGCUUUGGUUAGAUACAUAACCAGAGUAGACCCAAAAACAUAUUUUAAUCUGUUGUAUCUCUUCUUUACGAUGCUUUGGUAUGAGCCAAAACUUUUAACAUGUCCUUUUGGGCCUUAA
Messenger RNA from Capsella rubella, 770 nucleotides. RefSeq names its product endo-1,3;1,4-beta-D-glucanase. The record is from RefSeq and is a predicted model, not a curated record. Lineage: Eukaryota; Viridiplantae; Streptophyta; Magnoliopsida; Brassicales; Brassicaceae. Gene Ontology annotation, molecular function: hydrolase activity.